AUGGAGGACACUGUUCAACUGCAGGUCCCUGUUCUCCCGCUGAAGUCUGAUGAUUUUUUCAUCCUGCGCGGCAAUAAAGUCAUGCGCACCGGCAAGAUGUUCCUUCAGAUCGAUGAUGUCGUCCGUCAGCUCCUUGUUAGCACGCGCCAGUUCCUCACGGUCCAGAGCGCGCCUGUGAAGGAUGGCUCGUUCUAUCUCCUUAUCCUCGUCGACGGCAGAAAAUCCCGCGAAUGCGUCUGUCAAGGUGCCGCGAUACACCUCUCGUAA
Molecule: messenger RNA, 267 nt
Organism: Trypanosoma grayi
Lineage: Eukaryota; Euglenozoa; Kinetoplastea; Trypanosomatida; Trypanosomatidae
Exons: 1
Coding region: 1-267 (88 amino acids)
Source: RefSeq, a predicted model, not a curated record